GCAAAAAAUUUGGGUCUCUUAUGGUAAAGCGUACAGAUCUCCAUGGAACCCUGUUUUGAGUUUGACCUUUGACCAGUUGGGAAGUUUGUGAGGGAUUUCCAGUGAAUUUUAAUGCCAACAGUCAACAGAUACCUGAUCAAUUUGAAAAGGUGGACUUGGAGGACCAUUUUCUACAGAACAAGGUGGAUUCCAGUAUUGUCCUUCAUGCCUCGGUUUCCAUUGGAAAGUGGGGUUCCUCAGGUAGUGAAGAGAGCAGCAGAUGUCAGAUGGUGCCAUCGACCCCGUGGCCUGCAGCCAGUGUGUGGCUGAUCAUGAAGACUGGAAUGAUCUUGAGCCGAGCCAUAACUCAGGGCUGCCUAGCUAUUGGUCAUCCAAUCAGAGUCAAGGCCACUGAGGGAACAUCACUGGAAGGAUAUAAAUUAAUCCUCCAGAAAAGACAUAAAGAAAAUGAUUCUCAGAAGUGGGUGUUUGGAACUGAUGGCUGCAUUUAUUCUAAGGCUUAUCCUCAGUUUGUUCUGACCUACCUAGAGGAGCUAAAGGCACAAAUGGAUGUGACCCAGACAGAGUAUCACAUUCACCAUGGCACCUGGACCACAGCUCAUCAGGAACAUGGCAGCAGCUUAGCAGGAGAGGUUCUGCAAGAAAGUGCCAGCAUCCCUGGUUUGCAGCAACUGUCGGAGCCUUCAGACACCCAUUUGAUGCCAGAAGGUUCUCUUGGGGAGACAGGGCAGCUGACAGUGGCACUGGUGAGGAGACUGGAGGAGAAACAUCCCAAGGCUUCUGCUCAGAGGUGGGCCAUAAAACAUGCGGGGACCAGUAAGCCAGGCCAGUGGAAACAUUCCAGAGUCGAAAAUCCUCUCUGGAAUAAGCUUACCUACAUGUGGCCAGUCCUUCCCAGCGGCCAACUUAACGAGGAGUUUGAUUGGCCAAUAGAAGGACUGCUUAUUCCAAACAGUCCUUCCAUGAAGAAACCCAUCUGUAAGUCACUGGAGCAGGAUGUGCCUGUAAGACUCAGAGUUCUGCGGAAUGGAGACAAGAAUAAAAACAGAGCACUUGUUAUAAUGAGUCCAGACAUAUCACCUGGGCGGAAAAUGCAAAAUGUUGACACUGAAAUGAAAGAGAAUGUGAAAAAGUAUGUCACUAAAUAUUCUAAAACCAAAACAAAGCAGACUGAAUAUCAUCAACUUUUAGAGAGGUGUACUGAAGUUCUACAUUUACCUUCUGCAGCUCGGAGGUUGUUCAAUGAAAAGGGAGAGGAAAUCUUUUCUGUAAAAGACCUUCAAAGAGAUGAACUGGUAUACGUUUCAUGUGGGGAACAUUGGAUCAAUCCUGACCUGUCCAUUGCUCAUCAAAAGAAGCAACUCUUCCUGAGGAAUUUAACAUCAGACAUUUCUAAAAUUCAAGCCUUCUGCAAUACACGUAAGACAGAGGCUCUUGUUUUAGAAGUCCAAAGUGACAUUGUGUCUGGAGCCAAGCUUGCUGUGUGUAAGCCCGUAGCAACUUCUGGAGAAGAGAAGCAAAUUAUAGAGCCAGAGGAAGAGCAAAUGCAAAAAAAUGCUUUAACAACGGAAAGUGCUCCCAGUAAAACUCUAGAUUCACAUGCAAAAGCCCAUCUCCGAAUGAAGGCUCGUCACACACCUCUCAAGUAUGCCUGGCAGGAACCUUCUCAUAUCUCUGAUGAGGGCGACAGUUUUCCAAAGAAGAUGCAGGAAGAGAUCUUAGAAAAUGUGGAACCACAGAGAAAAUACAGCCAUUCUCCAAAGCGGAGUAAAUUGCAGAAGUUCUGCCACCAGCAGUUUGAAUACAGAGAUGGGCAAAUCAUAAGUCAUGUGGCUCCUCAGCUAGUCCUGGGGGUGCGAGGUCCAGACCUGCGUUCAGGCAUGGAGGUGGUUUUGGUGGAGAAAAAAGCCAAUGACGGUCAUCAGCGCUGGAUGCACAAGGAAGGCAGCAGGACCUUUCACCUGGUGAGGAACCCAGAGCUUGUGCUGGCUGUGUCUAUGACCAAGACGGGGAAUGAAGUCUGCAGCUAUCCAGUUAUUGUUCAGAAAUAUAAGCCCUAUAACAAUGGCACUUCCAAUCAAAAGUGGAAUUACAUUGAAAAUAAGAAUACUUUUAUGGCCUUCCAUAGCACUGCACUGGAUAAGGAAAUCACAGCCGCAAAUUAUGCUGGAAUUUGUACAUCCUCUGUAGUUAAAGAAAACAUUGAUCAACCAGGAUACUAUUCUCUCUCACCUUCUGGAAAGAAAAAAAUGAUGCUGUGCCUGGCCUGUGGACGAUCCCUGAGAGCAGAGAAAGGACUGAAGCAGCUGCCUGCAGGGCUGCCAUUCGUCUGUGCCUCAGGCUCCGAGACCCAGAGGCCCUUCUCACGAGGGCCUUUCAAGACCAUCCAUGUGGCCGAGGUUGACUUAUCUUCUUAUGAGGCUGAAAAAACUCUAAGUCAUUAUGAAGAACAUCUAUUAUCUUUACGGAUGAAGACCUGCACACAAGUUGUAGCUCCUAUUGGUACGGCAGCUGCACUCCAGAAGCCGGUGAAAAUAAUUGCAUACAAAAAUGGAGAUGGAUAUCGAAAUGGGAAGUUAAUUGUGGCUGAAACAUUCCCCAUGCUUCUUACAGAAUGCACGGAACAGCUUGGUCUUGCCCGAGCAGCCUCCAAAGUAUAUACUAAAGAUGGAACCACAAUCCUUUCCCUGCGUGAACUGGUUUUAUGGGCUCUAGAUAAAUCAUUUAUCCACAGAGACCCUGAGGAACAAAAGAAAGAGGCAGCCCCCAUUGGAACAAAGGAGACAACUAUUAAACAAAACCCAAGACUGAAAGUGAAAAACAAGUUAUUUCCAACAUCUGUGACAUCCGAUGGUUUGGAUGGUAUAGAUGAGUCUUUGUUCACCCUCCUUCACAGAAGCCCGAUUGCCAUCUGGGUAUCUUGUGGGGAACCAUUUUUAUCUCCCAAUGCUUUGCAGAAAGCAAAAAAAUUAGAAAAACAGAACUGGCAAAAAAAGGACAAAAUUUUGGCUGACUUAGACACCAUGAAGCACAAAAUGAGACAGUUAAAAGGGCGGCGAGUAGCAGCAUGUCAGCCAGCCACCAUGGUUCCCAACCAAAGCCCUGUGCAGCCGGUGGUGGUGGAAGGAGGCUGGACCGAACAGACACAAGAGGAAAUUAAACUCAUGGAAUGUAUAAGACAUACAGAGGCACACCUUUCUGAAAUCCAAGAACGGCAAUCCAAGAGAAAUUCUCCAACUGCAACUAAACAUACAGCAUUCAAGCAGAGCAGCCUGUAUAAGCAACCGAACGCAAAACGGGUCUGGGUUUAUCUAAAUGGAUGCAGACCAGACGAUGGCACUUAUGCCUGGGGCAAAAGCAUUUCAGAGCUGCUAGAUGACUGCUCGGCUCGUCUGAAGAUGGCCCGCCCAGCCAGCACCCUGUACACCCCCGGGGGAGAGCUGAUUCUGUCCUGGGACCAAAUAGAGCGAGACAUGGUCAUCUGUGUGUCCACAGGACAUGGCUUCAUAACCCAAAAAGAGUUAAAACAACUGAUGGAGGUCAGAGCCAAUUAUGCCAGAAUCCGAAGGCAGCAGGGCCCUGAAGCCACAGACAUCGUGGUGUCUCCACCCGAGAAGCUGCAGUCUCUGGUGAGCAGAAAGAACGAGCAGCAGUUUUGUUCUCAGCACAAUAAACUAGAAUUCGGCGUAAAUGGCAUGGUUGGGGCUGCUUGGCCAGAAGCAACUGCAGAGCAAGAUCAACAAAAACCACUCAGGAGAGGGCUGAUGAGAGAAAGAAAACUUUCUUCGCCUAUUUGUAAACAGAAGACUGUGACAGAAAAGCCUAUUAUUUAGAUUGCAGAACACUCUGAAUUUAGGAGAAUCCACUUCUAUAAAAGAAAUCUGUGUCAUAUAUUUAAAAUUUAGUCCUAAAAUGUAUCCUUUGAAAUGACUAGCCCAGCAGGUGUG
Molecule: messenger RNA, 3947 nt
Organism: Myotis brandtii (Brandt's bat)
Lineage: Eukaryota; Metazoa; Chordata; Mammalia; Chiroptera; Vespertilionidae
Gene: DCDC5
Product: doublecortin domain containing 5
Exons: 29
Coding region: 267-3833 (1188 amino acids)
Biological process (GO): intracellular signal transduction; regulation of mitotic cytokinesis
Molecular function (GO): microtubule binding
Source: RefSeq, a predicted model, not a curated record